Nyctereutes procyonoides (raccoon dog) is the source of this 1048-nucleotide messenger RNA. Its product is annotated as cryptic protein-like. Gene Ontology annotation, cellular component: cell surface; extracellular region. Gene Ontology annotation, biological process: anatomical structure development. Gene Ontology annotation, molecular function: signaling receptor binding. The record is from RefSeq and is a predicted model, not a curated record. Lineage: Eukaryota; Metazoa; Chordata; Mammalia; Carnivora; Canidae. The transcript is spliced from 7 exons. Bases 213 to 941 code for a protein of 242 amino acids.
UCCACCCAACUUGAAAGUCACAACCCCAAUUCUGCUUUUUCUGCACAGGUGUCCUGUGCCUGUGCUUUAAAAAAAAACAAAUUUUUGCAAUGAAGAUAUUUGAAGAAUUAUUUCCUGACCUUCAGCUCUGAACACCAACAACACCACUCCAAAAACUACAUCAUUUGGCAUCCAGUGUGGAGCUUUAAGUCUUUUCUUCUGGACUCUAAGCCAUGGUGAAAACUGUUAUUCCAGGACCUGGAGUAAAGAUACUUUUAAACACAAAACCCAGUAAGACUGGACUUCCUUGGAAACUGGUCUCAGCUAAUGUAUUGAUUAGAGAAGGAGCUUCUCACACCAGACUUGCCAGUGUGAAAAUGACCUGGAGCUACCCUGUCAGGCUUCUGUUUUUUGUCAGUUUGGCAUUAUGGAACAUACACUUGGGAAACAACAGUAACAGAGAAGAAAUCAACAAUGCUACAACCCAGAAGCUCCAGCAGAAAACACUCAACUGGACCCUGAAUAAUUUGGGGGAGGUGAACGGGAACGGAGAUGGCUGGAGGCCCCAGGAUACACGUCCCUACUUCCAUGCUUUCCAAGAUCGUGCCUCCUCGCCGCCGCGCUGCUGCAGGAACGGCGGCACCUGCGUGCUGGGCAGCUUCUGCGUAUGCCCCGACCCCUUCACCGGCCGCUACUGCGAGCACGACCAGAGGCACAGCGACUGCGGCGCACUAAUGCACGGAGCCUGGACGGUCCGCGGCUGCCGCCUCUGCAGGUGUGUCUUCGCAGCCCUGCACUGCCUCCCUGGCCAGACACCUGGCAGCUGCGACCUGGAAGAUUUUCUUGCUGCACACUCUGAUGGACUAAGUGCACAACUAAGCUCACAACGCAUGCUGAGUGUUCUCUUCCUCCUUCCGUGCUUGCUCUUACAAACCAUCCUGAGUGAAGGGGGAGACUGCUAACUAAACCGUAGAGGACUUAAUCUGCAGUUCCACACUGGCAGAACCUUGGCGUCACCAGCACAGCUUGAGUAAGCAUGGUCCUCUAUGGGAAAACCAGGACUUGUGCA